Messenger RNA from Phaedon cochleariae (mustard beetle), 1101 nucleotides. The record is from the annotation of a GenBank genome assembly. Lineage: Eukaryota; Metazoa; Arthropoda; Insecta; Coleoptera; Chrysomelidae.
AUAUAUAUCUUUUAUUUAAACAUUGAAUCGAAAUUCACAUAUGCUGUACAGAAGGAGUACCUUUAUCAACAGUGGGAAACAAGCACAGUAUUUUUUCAAGGAGCAAAAAUGAGGAAAAUAAUAAUAGACGCAGAUGGAGGUACUGACGAUUUUCUCGCAUUAUUGUGGCUUUUAAAAGCUGAAGAAUGGGGCGAAGUUAAGAUAGAAGGGAUCAUAUGUACGAUGGGAAACACUACACUACAACAUGUUGAGAGAAAUACUGUGAGGUUAUUGGAAACAGCUAAAAGAACAGAUAUACCCAUCUACAGAGGAACCAAAUACCAACUGAUUCUCCCUAACGGUAGUCCAAGAAGAAGUCAUGGUUCUGAUGGAUUCGGAGAUUUAGAAUGGGACAAAGAACCAGAUACAUCUAUAAUUUCUGAUGUACCGGCUAGUGUGGCCAUUCGUAAUAUAGUCGAUAAACAUCCCAAUGAAAUUUCGAUAAUUUGUGUUGGACCACUAACAAAUUUGGCACUGGCUAUCAAAUUGUACGAUGAUAUUAUACCGAAAAUAAAAGAUGUCUGGAUUAUGGGUGGGAACUAUACAGGUCGAGGAAACGUAACGCAGUCAGCAGAGCACAACUUUUAUGUUGAUCCAGAAGCAGCCUCAAUAGUACUCGAAUGUAUUGAAUCUCCGAUUUAUAUACUUCCUUGGGAAACAUGUCUAGAAUCACGAAUAUCAACAGAAUGGAGACAUCAACAAUUGGGGGACUCGACUCCAGAGCUCGAAAUGGUAUCUAAAGCUGAAAAGGCUCUACCUAGGUUUAAAAAUCCUAUGUGGGUGUCUUGUGAUACCUUUCUGAUAUACUGUUUCCUGAACCCAGAAAAACAUAUCACGAAAAAAACGCCACAUCAUGCAAGAGUCGAGCUGCAUGGUAACUUCACAAGAGGCCAGGUGGUAUUGGAUCAUUUAAGGAAAAAUGAUCAUAAUGUUGAAAUAAUCGAAGAGUUCGAUACAGAGCUGUUCAAAAAAUCGCUACUAAAACUAAAAUAGGUGUUUGUGUCAUUAGAUCAAGAAGGAAAUAAAGCAAAAUGAAAGAGAUGUAUUUGUAUCAAGCACAUC